Ostertagia ostertagi is the source of this 1686-nucleotide messenger RNA. NCBI's taxonomy places the organism in Eukaryota, Metazoa, Nematoda, Chromadorea, Rhabditida, Trichostrongylidae. The record is from the annotation of a GenBank genome assembly.
AUGGAAGAUAAUGCAUUCAUGGAACAUGAAGAAAUAGAGCCAACUGGUGUAAGACAGCCGUCUAAAAUCGGUUCCAUAUUUGCGAUCUUGAUGUUGAUGACAGUGAACAUUGCAAAAUGCGACGAAACAGAACGUAUUCUCUGCUCGCAGGGUAUAGUAACCAUAUAUCCCAAGACUACGCCUUUUGAAAUAUGUCUCAGCAACAAUUGCAGGACGUUCAACGAGAGUUUCGAAAGUCUUCAGUACGCACUCCGACCUUCUCCACAUCCCACUGAGUGGUUGAUAACGUUGCGAUCAGGAGACUUUUUGAGUCAGAGGUCAUGCGUACCUCCUCCAUACUGCAACACAGUUGCCAAUCUUUUCUCUAAAGCGCUCAUCGGCAAUCCGCACUGUUGGCCUGCUGGAGCAAUACUUUCGAUCGGGGUUUUCUGUUACGUCAUCAUUAGCCUCGUUCUACUCGUACUUUGGCUGAUUUUCCGCAAGAAGGAGCCAACUAAAACCGUAGUGGCUACCAGUACCAACAUUGUGCUCUCAACCACAUCAUCGAUGAGAGAAAAUAGACCGUUCUCGUUGGCAAACUUUCGACCCGCAUCACCAAGUUCGAUGGUGACGGUUCUUCUGGUAACAAUUCUCUUACUUGUCGCGUUAGGAUCGGCUUGUCAGGAUGGCUAUAUGAGACAUUCUGUCGAUAUAACUUGCUCCCAGCACAACGAAUGUCACUACGAGUACAAACGCGAGAUACUCUUCAAUAGUAUUCAAACGAGCCUUUGUGUACAGCUACGGCAUGAAAACAAAAGCGUCGGCAACAUCAAAAUAGAGCGUGUUUCGGAGCAUCUGACAUGUCAAAAAGUGUCUUACUUUUGGACAAGAGAAACGCGUUACCAAGUGGAUCGCGUAACACGUUGCCGUGGGAUGGGAUCAUGCAACCAUGAUACGUGUGAAUCUCUACAUCCCUCGGCAAUAAUUCCCGAAUUAAACGCUACUGCGCAAUACCCUGGUUACACAUACUGCUCCACACAGUGCAGUGGGGUUGACUGCAUAUGUUUGAUUCCGUGGUACAUUCCUCGAAGGGUAUGCACAUUCUUCCGCAUAUCCCAUAUACCAACAUCACAACGGGUAUACGAAAUCUUCGGAUGCGCUGCAUGGAGACCAAAAAUUACCCUGAAAAUCAGCAUAGAAAUGUACAACGCGAGAGAGAAUGGUACAAUUUCUCUAAUACCGUACCAAACAAAGGAAUUUGCGCAUUUUAAUUUCACGGUGAUAUCGACACAUACACCUGAACUCGGGCUCCACGAAAAGUAUGCGCAAACAGACAACGAAACACUCAUUGUCCCGAUAGAUCACAUCUUUGCCGUUACAUGCCUUACCUACGACAAAUCAAUCUCCAAUUUUUCCUUGUGCACCAAUGCGCGCUACUGUGAUUGUGACGCCACAGGUGUUACACCCAGCUGUCGGUGCCCGUAUAAUACUUUCGAACAGAAUUCGACGCAACAGCGAAUAUGUCUUGCCGCUGAUGACACCACACAUCACAAUAUCAAGCGCAUCUGGCAGCCUAUUCGCAGAAUACAACAAAGGGGAGACAACAGUAGCAAUCGUUUCCAACAGGAAAAUAGAAACUGCGCACUUGAGCGUCAACUCAAAUUGUGCGAUAAGCGCAAAAAAUUUGUCGGGGUGCUACAGUUGUAG